GUCUCCGCCGAGCACUGUUAGCAUGUUUGGACGACCCAGCGUCCUGUAGGAGCCGAAUUAUUCCUAGAAAAGUGUUCAUCUCCAUCUUUAACCUUUGCAUGUGUAUGAAAUGUCCGGGUUUCAAACUCUUUCAGUGCUUCCUGUUGAUGCCCAGCAGAUGUCUGUGUGUAAAAAAGAGCCUCCUGAGCAACAGGAGUGGAGUCCCAGCCUAGAUCAGGAGGACACCAAGCCCUCACACAUUAAAGAGGAACAGGAGGAAUUUGGCAUCAGCAAUGAAAGAGAGCAGCUUCAAGGACAAGAGGAGGCUGAUAUCAAGUUCCCAAUCAGUCCUGUUCCUGUGAAGACUGAAGAGAAUGAGGAUAAAUCACAGUCUUUGAAACUCCAUCAAAUAAAAACAGAACAGAUGGAAACAGGAGCUGAUGGAGAGGACUGUGGAAUACCAGAACAAGCCAGGAGCUCUGAUCCAGAGAGACGUUUACAUUCAGAGAUUGAGGUCAUGAUUGAAGACUAUCCUGAACCUGAGGUUGAAGUCUGUAAAAAUGCGAAUUGCACAACAGUGUAUGAGUCAGGUUUAAAUUCUGUUGAAAGAGUUAAAGAUAAGGGAUCAAAGACCAAUGGCAUUUAUCACAGCUGUUCUGAGUGUGAUCAGAUAUUCAUUAGGAAAUGUAAUCUAACCAAUCACAUGAGAAUUCAUACAAGACAGGAACCCUUGGGCUGCUCUAAGUGUAGUGCAAGAUUUAACAGUAAAACACAUCUGGAACGACAUAUGAGAAUUCACACGGUGAAGAAAAUACUCAGCUGCCCUGAGUGUGGCAAAGGAUUUAAACUUAAAAGCAGUUUGAAGGCUCACUUGAGAGCUCACAAGGAAAAGAAACCCGUCAGCUGCCCUGAAUGUGGCAAAGGUUUUAGAGAUAGAGGCAAUCUGACGGCUCACUUGAGAACACACACAGGGGAGAAACCCUUCAGCUGCCCUGAGUGCGGCAAAAGCUAUAGACGUAAAAGUCAUAUGAUGGAUCAUUUGAGGUCUCACACAGGAGAAACACCCUUCAGUUGUACCGAGUGCGGUAAAAGAUUUAAUCGCAAGGAAUCAGUGAACCAACAUAUGUUAGUUCACAAGGAGAAGCCUUUUAGUUGCUCAGAGUGUGGUAAAACAUUCAACUUUGAGGGGUUACUAAACCAACAUAUGAAAAUUCACACAGUGUCAAAACCCUUCAGCUGCACAGAGUGUGGAAAAGCUUUUCAACGUAUGGUUAAUUUGACUCAACAUAUGUGUGUUCAUACAGAACAGAAAACCCUUAUUUGCUCAGAGUGUGGUAAAGAAUUUGGUGAUAGACAUUCUCUGAAAAGACACAUGAUGAUUCACACUGAUGAGAGGCCCUUUAGUUGCUCCGAAUGCACUAAAAGCUUCAGGAAUCAAGCAAAUUUGAAUAAACACAUGAGAGUUCACACAGGAGAAAAACCUUUAACUUGCACUUCUUGUCAUCAAAAAUUCAGAUGGCAAGCUCAGUUAAGAAAACACAAGUGUAUUUGUGUUCAUGCCUCAGCACCAUUAAAAACACAAGUUACACUAAAAGGACAGAUGGAAACAGAAGCCGAUGGAGAGUGUAGUGGAGGAUCAGAAGAAGGUAGGCACUUGGAUCCAGAUGGACAUUUACAUUCAGAGAUUGAGGUUACCAUAGAGGACUAUUCUGAACCUGAUGAUUCCUAGAGAACCAGAAACCAUCUGCCAGUUUUACCAUAAGAGCUUGGAAAAUUCCAGUCAGUCAUAAAAUGUAAUGCAAUUGACUAACAGUUGGCAUUAACCUCUGAAAAUCACACAGGAGAGAAACAGUAGAUCUCCCUCUUUGCACUAUAUCGUUAUUUACACCCUUAGUUUAAUCUAAGCACCCCUGCAAUAGUAUUACCGUUGUUACAGACAUUUUUACAGAAACUCUGCAAAUGUCAUGAUUUGUUAAGUUAUCGCUUUGAAUUAUAUGUUUUAAUAAUCAAAUUACCAUUAUCCUGUUGUCAUGUCAUAUAUUGGUUUAUUCAAAAGUCUCAGUUGGCACAGCAAGUAUAUCUUGGAUCAGUGGUUCUCAACUGUGGGGUUGGGACCCAAAAAGUUUGUCACAGAAUCUUUUUAGAUAGAUUGUUUUGGGAAGAAAUAUGAAAAAAUUAUGUGGGCAUA
Messenger RNA from Cheilinus undulatus (humphead wrasse), 2167 nucleotides. Its product is annotated as gastrula zinc finger protein XlCGF57.1-like. Gene Ontology annotation, molecular function: DNA-binding transcription factor activity, RNA polymerase II-specific; RNA polymerase II cis-regulatory region sequence-specific DNA binding. Gene Ontology annotation, biological process: regulation of transcription by RNA polymerase II. Gene Ontology annotation, cellular component: nucleus. The record is from RefSeq and is a predicted model, not a curated record. NCBI's taxonomy places the organism in Eukaryota, Metazoa, Chordata, Actinopteri, Labriformes, Labridae. The transcript is spliced from 2 exons. The coding region runs from base 110 to 1708 and encodes 532 amino acids.